AUUGAGUCAUGAUUGUGUUCACACUUCCCACUCAAAUGUGACAAUAAUCAGCCUGGAGAAUAUAGAUUGUGCGUUUCUUGCUUUCGUAGCAUACUAGAGCUGCAGCAAACCCAGGAGAUUUAGGAAAUGGGGAGAGACCUGAAACACAUCGACUUCGCUGCCGUGAGCAAAGCCUUGAGGUCCAGUUCUCUGGCUUGGAAUAAUGCUAAGAUCGAGUAUGACCAGAUUGUUGAGGUGCCUUACCACAGUUUGGUUACUAAGAAGAGGGACGGGUCCGAUUGCCGCAAGGUGAUAAGCCAAAUUAACUUCUCUUUGUUGCAGAGGAUAAAUGGUGGAAUCAAUGCUCUAACCGCUAAGUCCUUUGUUAUUGAGUAUGAGCUGAGGUGCAACAUGGACAAUGAUCCCAUUUAUGGGAGGAUAGAAAAUUUUAGCUUAUCCUUUACCGUUGAUUGGAACGUCUGCCACAUUGAUAUAACAUGCGUCCCAGGGCCAAUAGAUGCUGUUGUUGUAGAUGCUGAUCUUCGGGCUAUGUUGAAUGAAGGGAUUGUUCGGAAUUUGAAAAAAUUCGCAGGUCUUACUGGCCUGUAUCCUAAGCAGGUACGGGACACUCACAAGGCGGCUCAGUUGAUAAAGGUGUUUUGGCAUGGUCUAAUUGGCCAGAGCAAGGUUACCCGCUUGGUCAAGGGGUGCCUUAUGUAUUUAGAGCGAUUGGAGAAAGGGCCGGCUGAGUUUAAAGCAUACAGGCCGAACACACUUAGGUAUACAGUUGAGGAUCUUCUUCCUACAAUGGAUUACGGGGAAACGGCUUAUGUGUUUACAACAAAUGAGAGUGGUGUUUCUUCAAAUGCCAUUCUGUAUGGUAUGUGUGAGGAGUACCCACACCCAAACUUCGGGGGGUAUGAGCACAUAUCGAUACCAGCUGAUGGUAAAACCAUCUAUCUGGUAGGGUAUGAGCUAGAGCAGUUUAAGACUGAUGUCUUCUUUACACCGGAGAUGAUCUGGGGGACGUUGAUCCAGUACGCUGACCAGUUUAAUAUAGGGUCAGCUUUAGAACAAGCGCUGAUCAUUGCUUGCUCACUUAAAGAGAAUAGAUAUAUGGUCCGAGGGUGCUUGCCCCAAGUGUUUAGUCGUUGUGAUUUAGUGUACCCGGCACUCACGCGCAGCAAGGAGGGUGUGAGUGGGAACACGAUCAUAAACGCUGCUAAGGCAACCAUGGUUGGGAGGUACCAUCAGAUGGUGAAUUUUGUCCUCUUCAAGGAUCUGGAUGUUAGCUUGCAGAACACGAGGUUCAACCAGAACCGUGAUCUAGCCUCUAUCAUAGGGAGACACCACCUCCAACUUAUGGAGUACAUGGAUGACAUCGGAGUUGUGGAUAUGUUGAAGGUGAGCAAGGCAUUCACUUGGCUCACAAGCUUGAGGUCUGCUGACAUGGACAGGUUGCGGCAGAUGAGUGUGUUUGAGGGUUUCUGGCUUAUCAAUUACCCCAAAACUGUGUUGAAGGAUGGGGUAAUCAAGUCACUUAAGAAGGGAUACAAAAACGGUAUUAGCAUUAUGAUGCCAGGGGUGUUUUUUGAUAGUUUCGAAACUCUGAUGCGCGAAGUUGAGAUAGGUAGCGGUAAGUAUCUGGCAGAGAUACCCAACGGUGGGUUUAAUGUGAGCUUUACGAAUCUUACAUGUGAAGCGCCGCCACCUGUGAGGAAAAUAGUCUUUGAUAAUGAAGGGGAGAUGGAGGUUGGAUUUAAUUAUGACUUCCUGGGGCCGAAAACGUUGAUGUUCCAGUCUGUUGGUGAAGUGGCCACGCCUUCGCGUUUCCACAUAUAUAGAGAGGAUGCUGAGUAUGGAUGGGAAUGUGGGUCUAAUGGCGAGUUUCCACCUGAGGCAGAGGAUGAGCAUAGCCCAAAGGAGAAACAGCCUCAGGGGGGGAUUAAAGGAAACAAACUCAAACAGAAUGAUCAAAGAGCAUGAAAAAUCAGCUUGCCUAAGAACCUGCAGAAUACAUGGUCAUCACAGAAGUAAUCUACACAUGUCAAAGAGGAGCCUAAAUUUUGAGAGAAUCAAUUGUACUUGCAAGCAAAUAUCACAUGUUUACUACUCCGGGUAUAAAAAUAUUCCUGUUCUUAUAUAUUCCUUACUCUCUCAAAUCUCAUCGACCUGUUCUUAUAAAGAUGGAUGGGGAUGAAAAAUCAGCAUCUUACAAAAUAAUGACUUUGGUAUCCGUUUGUUUGGAUGAUGUGAUUUGUUUCAAUUGAGAUUUUUUCUGAUAAUAGAUCAAUAUAAUGAACUUCUGAAUAUAGGAAUAAUGGAAUAUAC
This is a messenger RNA of Cuscuta epithymum, 2310 nucleotides long. Lineage: Eukaryota; Viridiplantae; Streptophyta; Magnoliopsida; Solanales; Convolvulaceae. The record is from the annotation of a GenBank genome assembly.